Messenger RNA from Haliaeetus leucocephalus (bald eagle), 3036 nucleotides. It is a transcript of the gene PECAM1, whose product is annotated as platelet/endothelial cell adhesion molecule 1. Gene Ontology annotation, molecular function: transmembrane signaling receptor activity. The record is from RefSeq and is a predicted model, not a curated record. The coding region runs from base 178 to 2346 and encodes 722 amino acids. Gene Ontology annotation, biological process: cell surface receptor signaling pathway. The transcript is spliced from 15 exons. Lineage: Eukaryota; Metazoa; Chordata; Aves; Accipitriformes; Accipitridae.
GAACGAUUACUUGAUCUAGCCAGCUUCUGUUGAAGACCUGGGAAAACUUACAAAUUUUAAUGGCAAAAUUUUAUCUGUUUCCAUAAAACAACAGCAGAAUUUUGUACCUGGCGGCAUCACCUCUGAUGAUGAAUAUUGUUUUAUUUUUGAAUUAAGUGUCUGUUCUUCAGGAACGAGAUGUAUCUUGCUCUUCUGGUGUUUUUCUUGCAGUGUUCAGAACUUUACACUCAGGAGAGAGUUUUUACUUUCAACACAGUUGAAAUCAAGGUUCAACCAUCUGUCAAAGUAAAGAAUGGAGCUCCUAUGUCAAUUGUCUGUCGUGCUGAUAUUAGCAAAAGUACCGAUUUCCAGCUGAAGCAUAAUUUUACAAUUUUUAAGGAUGGCAAGCUUGUGUUCAUGACUGUAUCAAACAAAGGAGAUGCACAGUAUGAAAUACCUAUGGCUAGAUCUUCAGAUACAGGAGAGUAUGAAUGUACUGUGGAAGCAGGUGGAAAGACAAAAUCUAGUAACUCCUUACACGUUUGGGUAACAGGAAUGACCAAGCCAAUCCUGACUGCUGAGAAAAAAGAAGUUUUAGAGGGUGAAGUUGUGAAAUUGCGUUGUGAGCUGCCAGAAGAAGUACCUCCUUUAUAUUUCGUUUUCCGGAAGACAAAGAUGAAUUCAACACCUAAAGAAAAACUUGUAUUUGAACCAUACAAAAAUUUUUCUGUAGUGGAAUUUUCUGUUGAAGAGGGAGAUAAUAUUUUACAAUUUGAUUGCUUUGGUAAGAGAAACGUAAAACUCGAAUUUGAAAGCUCAGAAUACAGCAACAAAACACUUGUUACAGUCAGGGAACCAUUUAUAAAGCCCACUCUGAAUGCCAAGCCCUCAAGUAAUAUUACAGAAGGAGACAGAAUACAGUUUGAAUGCUCAACUGUGGUAGCCCGAAUGCAUGACAUUGAAAUCAUACUCCAGAAAAACAGAACAAUACUGAACAGUACUGUGUACAAGUACGUACACGAGUACAGUGUACGAGAUGAGAAACUUUUGAAAUACUCGGCAGUAGCUACUCUAGAGGACAGUGGUGAAUACCUGUGUAAGGUGGAGCAAGGGAGAACAUCUAAAACCACCAAACUGAAUGUUGUUGUGUCAGAGUUAUUCCCCAAGCCAAUAUUGGCUGCUUCAAUGAGUAAGCUGGAUGAAAAUAAAGAAUUAACUUUGAGUUGCAGCAUUAGUGGUUUUCGGAAAGCUAACUUCUCUAUAUUACGGAAAAAUUCAAAUGGAGACAUCUGGUUGAAAAAUUCUAGAAACUUAACAAUGCGAGUCAAUGUGAAUGAUACUGGAUCCUACAUCUGUAAAGCUGAAGUAAGAGGAAUAGUCAAGGAGAGCAGACCUGUAAGGAUAAACGUGUAUGCUCCAGUCUCCAAGCCAACUCUUUCCGUUGUCAGUGGUUUACCGGAGGUGGUGUUAGGGAAGCCUCUACGGUUAAUCUGUCGCUCAGUGAUGGGAACACCACCAAUAACAUUCACAUUCUACAAAGGAAAUAAUGAAGUUAAGAAAGUAGUCAUUAAUGACACAUAUGCUACGUUCUUGGAUGAAAAUAUUAGACCAAAUGACAAAAGAGGAUACAAAUGUGAUGCUAGAAAUAAUCACUCCAGUGGUAUGAAAACUAGCAAUAUUCUAAAUGUCACAGUAAUAGUACCAAUCAGGAAUGCCAGCUUGGGCAGUAUUCCAUAUGGAGAAGUGGAGGAUGGCAGUGAGACUGCCUUUCUCUGCUCUGUGAAAGAAGGAUCUUGGCCAAUCCACUUCAGGAUUUUUAGAAAAACUGAUCGUGAUGUCCUUCUAUUUGAAAAAAGUGAAAAUGCAGACAGAGUUAUGUGGCGAAAGGAAGCAAUGAACAGGCAGGACACGGGGACGUAUUACUGCAUAGCUUCUAAUCGAGCUAAUGUGGAUGUGAAAAGCCAUCCAAUAACCAUCAGUGUCAUCUUAGCGGCUUGGCAGAAAGGAAUCAUUGCUGCAUUUGUCCUAAUACCUAUCGCAGGAGCAGCAACUCUCACUUUAUGGUGGUUUUUGUGUAAGAAGAAAAAGGCUAAAGGACCAUCCAUGGAGAUGUCUGGUUCUGCCUUGGCUACAAACUUGACAAGUGAAAAACUGACAAGACAGCAUAAUGAUGGAGAUUACUAUACAGGAUCGAGUUACAUUGAAGAUAGUGAAAAUCACAUGAAAUCAACAGAUGAGAGUAACGGACCUGACCUUGAGAGUGCUGAGGUGGAGUACACUGAAGUUGAAGUAUCAACGCUUGAUCCUCACAGAGAUUCUGUGGAAAACAGGCAUUCUAGAACACAAGGGCAUCCUGAUGCUACUUAGAACAGUCAUCUCAAAGAUCAGCUGGGAGAAGAAAAGAAGCCAAGAUGGAAGAUGUUGCAAAUGUUUCAAAAGCUCUGCAGCACUUAUUUAUGAGUUUGCCAGGCUUUUCUUUUCAAAGUUUAUUUCCUUAGGGGGAACAAUAGAGAUGUUCCUAAAGCAUUUAAUGGAAAAAAUUACAAAUAAAAAUUCUCAUAGGAAAGUGGCUCUAGAAACCAGACCUAGAUUCUCAUCUUUAAUUUCUCCUGCUAAUGCAAUUUUGCCUUUCUAGCCUCCAUCAUGCUCUGAGGAAAUAAAAGGGGAAGCUACAGCUGAGGAAGUACAUUUCUACAGUGCAGUAACUACUGUGAUGCCAGUAGGAUGUAGAAAUGUCUAAGCUUGCUUUAAACAACUAGCUAACUUGGUUAUCAAUAACACUCUACUGUGGCAGAACAGAGCUCAGCACAGCUUGGCCAGCCAUGAAUGUACUUUGACGUGAUCUUGCAGCUUGUGCUGAGCUCCCUGUGCUGCAGCAGCUGGACUGCUACCAGUCUUGGAGCCAGCUAAUUUAUAGCUCACUUGGAUGCUGCACUGCAAUGAGGGCCUAACAGAAGAGCAAGCUCUGGGCUCUCUAAAAACUUGAAUAACUGUUCAGAGAUUCAGUACUUUACCAAGUGCUUCUAUCAGUAGAGGCACAAAUAUUCUCUAUUUGCU